Messenger RNA from Lepus europaeus (European hare), 1915 nucleotides. It is a transcript of the gene AMT, whose product is annotated as aminomethyltransferase. NCBI's taxonomy places the organism in Eukaryota, Metazoa, Chordata, Mammalia, Lagomorpha, Leporidae. Gene Ontology annotation, molecular function: aminomethyltransferase activity; protein binding. Gene Ontology annotation, biological process: glycine catabolic process. The coding region runs from base 8 to 1219 and encodes 403 amino acids. Gene Ontology annotation, cellular component: mitochondrion. The transcript has 9 exons. The record is from RefSeq and is a predicted model, not a curated record.
GGCGACGAUGCGGCGGGCAGUGAGCGUGGUGGCCCAUCUGGGCUUUCGCCUGCGGGCGCUCCCGUCGGCCCUGAGUCGUCAGCUCAGUAGCGCACAGGAUGUGCUCCACCGGACACCGCUGUAUGACUUCCACCUGGCCCACGGAGGGAAGAUGGUGGCAUUUGCGGGUUGGAGUCUGCCCGUGCAAUACCAGGACAGUCACAUGGACUCGCACCUGCACACGCGCCAACACUGCUCGCUCUUUGAUGUGUCUCACAUGCUGCAGACCAAGAUAUUUGGUUGUGACCGGGUGAAGCUGAUGGAGAGUCUAGUGGUUGGAGAUAUUGCGGAGCUAAGGCCAAACCAGGGGACACUGUCGUUGUUCACCAGCGAGGCUGGAGGCAUCUUGGAUGACCUGAUUGUGACCAACACUUCCGAGGGGUACCUGUAUGUGGUGUCCAAUGCUGGCUGCUGGGAUAAAGAUUUGGCCCUCAUGCAGAACAAGGUCCGGGAGCUUCAGAACAGGGGCAGUGACGUGGGCUUGGAGGUAGUGGAUAAUGCCCUGCUGGCUCUGCAAGGCCCCACUGCAGCCCAGGUACUGCAGGCUGGUGUGGCACAUGACCUGAGGAAACUGCCCUUCAUGACCAGUGCUGUGAUGGAGGUGUUUGGAGUAGCUGGCUGCCGUGUGACCCGCUGUGGCUACACAGGAGAGGAUGGCAUGGAGAUCUCAGUACCAGCAGCAGGGGCGGUUCGCCUAGCAACAGCUCUUCUGGAAAACCCCGAGGUGAAGCUGGCUGGACUGGCGGCCCGAGACAGCUUGCGCCUGGAGGCAGGUCUCUGCCUGUAUGGCAAUGACAUUGAUGAGCACACUACCCCUGUGGAGGGCAGCCUCAGCUGGACGCUGGGGAAGCGCCGCCGAGCUGCUAUGGACUUUCCUGGAGCCGAGGUCAUUGUUCCCCAGCUGAAGGGCAAGGUGCAGCGGAGGCGUGUGGGGUUGACGUGUGAGGGGGCCCCCAUGCGGGCACACAGUCCCAUCCUGAACGCGGAGGGCACCAGGAUUGGUACUGUGACCAGUGGCUGCCCCUCACCCUGCCUGAAGAAGAAUGUGGCCAUGGGUUAUGUGCCUUUGGAGUACAGUCGGCCGGGAACUCCGCUGCUGGUAGAGGUGCGGCGGAAGAGGCAGAUGGCUGUGGUCAGCAAGAUGCCCUUUGUCCCUACAAACUACUAUACCCUCAAGUGACGAGGGCUCAGAGCAGAGCCGUCCCCUUCAGGAGUCUUACCCAGGAGGGUGUACUACAAAGGGCUAGUCACCACUGUGGGUGGGAACAAGAGGAGGCGAUGGCUCUAGUCUGGUUGAGGGGGCCAUACUCUACCGAUUGCCUCCAACUUCAUGUUGACUCCAAUUUAGGACUCUAUUUCCAAGUGACUGACCAGCUCACCAAAUGCUGUUAUAGUCCAUGGUCCCACUGACCCCAUUCUCAUCUCAUGGAGGCAAUAAGUUCUGCUUCUGCCAUCUUGCCUACCCUGCCAGGUGCUGGCUGUAGAGCCAAGCCUCACCUUUGAAGGGAGGAUACACCUGCCUGCCAACCUACCUCACCAUGGUUUUUCACAAUGCCAAGGGUUGUUACUGUGGGCAGUGUGGGCUUAGGCCACCGCUUCCAGUUUGCUUUCCAUGAAUGCAAACUGCCGCCUCUCCCUGGGCAGGAAUGACUCCUGACUCAUGGGAUGGCUCAGUAGGGCUACUGUGCCUGUACUGUGAACUUGGAGGUGACAUGGGCUUGUUCUUCAACGUUGCCAGGUUGGCCUAGCCAUGGGUACAAACCAUGGCAGGCUCACCACCUCUUUUCAGUCCUAUGACUCUUGUAGGGCAGACUGGCUGCUUCCUGGACUGACCUUUGCCCUGGGGCCCAUUACUGGACAUUGACUCCUAAAAAAA